Messenger RNA from Apus apus (common swift), 1130 nucleotides. It is a transcript of the gene COMMD10, whose product is annotated as COMM domain containing 10. NCBI's taxonomy places the organism in Eukaryota, Metazoa, Chordata, Aves, Apodiformes, Apodidae. The record is from RefSeq and is a predicted model, not a curated record. The transcript has 7 exons. Bases 54 to 653 code for a protein of 199 amino acids.
CCGCUUGGGCCCGCCGGGCUGCCGUGGGGGGCGGGGCGGCAGCAGCAGCAGCCAUGGCGGCGCCCGUCGUGCCGGAGAGCGACAGCAUCCGCAGGGCCGUGUCGCUGCUCAACGCCGUGGACCCGGGCCGGUUCCCGCGGCUGCUCUCACGCCUGCUCCAGAAGCUACACCUGAAGACUGAAAGUAGCUUUAGUGAAGAAGAAGAAGAAAAACUUCAGAUCGCUUUUUCGUUGGAAAAGCAGGAUCUUCAUCUAGUUCUGGAAACUGUAUCAUUCAUUUUGGAACAGGCAGUCUAUCACAAUUUGAAGCCUGCUUCACUGCAACAACAGCUGCAAAGCAUUCACCUGGAUCAAGACAAAGCUGAAGCAUUUGCCAGUGCCUGGGCAGUUGCAGGUCAAGAUACAAUUGAAAAGUUCAGACAGAGGGUUUUGACACCUCAGAAGCUUGAAACAAUUGGGUGGCAGCUUAAUCUUCAAAUGGCAGAGUCUAUGCAAGCAAAGCUGAAGUCUCCUCGAGCUGUGCUGGAGCUGGGAGUAAGCAAUGAAGAUUCAAAGACCCUGAAGAAAGUAUUUGUAGAAUUUAGCCAUCAGGAGCUGUUUGAGUUCUAUAACAAGCUGGAAACUAUACAAGCACAGCUGGAUUCCCUUACAUGAUGUUUUUGAAGACUAAUUUCUCCAUCACACUCUUGCCGCUUCAUUAUUUUGAAUUGAAGAUAGAUUACCAAGCUGUGUUUGCUGAAGGAUUCCAUGGGUUGCUUCCUGUAAAAUUAUAUGGCUUAUCUCCUUUUUCGACCAGUAACAUUUACCAAGAGUCUUUGUUACGAGUAAGAAGACUCUAAUGGACUUUCUCUUGUUUUCUGAGCAAUUGUGAAGAAUGUUGGCGCUACUUGCAGAAAAGAAAAAAGCUACUCUGCUUCAGAGAUUGGGGUUUUUUUCGUCCUAUUAUGUGUUUUACUUGUUUCUGGUAGAAAUUUGCAUAGUAGGAAUAAAAUCUAUUUUUAAGAAGUAAAAGGAAUAUCAAAGUAGUAAGAAAAUAUUCAGCUAAAUACAAUCUCUGUCCUUUUGAAUUGUUAUUCAUAUGAUUGAUAAAGCUUAUUGCAAAUUUGACAAAAUAAAUGCAGUAUUUAAAAA